Molecule: messenger RNA, 1428 nt
Organism: Melitaea cinxia (Glanville fritillary)
Lineage: Eukaryota; Metazoa; Arthropoda; Insecta; Lepidoptera; Nymphalidae
Gene: Osi2
Exons: 7
Coding region: 1-1038 (345 amino acids)
Source: RefSeq, a predicted model, not a curated record
AUGCUUAACCGGGCCCGAUGGUUGAUGGUUGCUGUGGCAGCGUUACUAACGCUGCAAUCGAAAGGAGACGGUGGAUUCAGAUUACCUGAUCAACCACCUAAAGAAGAAACAGAGGGAAGGUCGGUGAACUUUGGAGGUGACCGUGGAAGAUCGCCUGAAGCCCAAGGUCGUGGUCUGCUAGAUUGGAUAGGUUUAGGAGAAGACCAGGAUCCCUACAUUCAACAAUCGACUCAACAGUGCCUCAAUGGAGAUCUAGCCGAUUGUUUCAAGGCUCAAGCUUUAAGAAGUUUCGAUGAUUUUUUUGACAAACAAGCUUACCAUUUAUCAGAUAACGCAGUACUGAUUAAGGUAGAAUCUCAAGCCAGAGCGUUAGCCAGAGAACCUCCUCAGUUAAGUUCCCAGCCAAGAAGCGAAGACUCUGAUUGGGAUGCCCUUGUCAAAUAUGGAAUGAGAAAAAUUGAAAGAUUUUUGAGGUCUACUGCUCUGGAGUUCCAGUUAGAUGAUGAGGUGACAUCUAAUGGGGUCAUCGCUCCAAGGUUUUUAGACGAAAUUGCUGACGAAGUUGACAUUAUUGAAGAUAAGAAAGCGCCUCCUUUCCGCCGCCAUAAGCUGAAGAAACUCAUAAUUCCUAUGCUGCUGAUCCUGAAGCUUUUCAAACUUAAAUUACUUUUGUUCCUACCUCUCAUCCUCGGCCUCGCUAGCUUCAAGAAAUUCUUAGGAUUCAUGGCUCUCAUCAUUCCAGGUGUCAUCGGUUACUUCAAAUUCUGCAAACCCAAUCUAUCAUCUCCAUUCUCGUCAAGUCAUUACACUGGACCGCAAUACUCUCCGGCUGGCAUUGGCUUAAGCCCGUACAGGGAAGGGCAUGGACCGGCAACUUAUGGACAUUAUGAAAAUUAUGCUGGCAACCAUUACAACAAGUAUGGCUCCAAUGGUAUAGCCUUCAGGGAACAUGAUGUCAGUCCUCAAGACUUAGCUUACCAAGGCUGGGAGUUCAGAAAUAAGAAAGGCGCUGAAGAUAUAAAAGCUGAAGAAGCUUAAGACUGAUUUAAUUUCAAUAAUAUGUAAACAACAUCAUACAACUCAAUUUUAAACAAAAAUAAACCGAUCUGUUAUUCAGUCAAGAAAAAUUUGUUGUAAAGAACAGUUAUAGGUUCGAAAUAAAAUUCACACUGAAAAAUCAUGACAAAACUAGUCAGAAUAAAUUUAGACAUGCUUAUGAAGGCUAUUUGUAACGAAUGAAGUUAUUAAUGAUGAAUGAAGUUAUUUACUGAUAUUUAAUACAAACUUUAAAACAAGUGGUUGUAAUAAGAUACUACAAAAACUUACAAUAAACUUACGUUGAAAUUUUUAUUUACUACUAUCGGAAAAGAUAAUUGAUUUUGUAUAUUUUUUUUUAAUUUACCAAAUGUAUAUAACAGCGUAAUGUGG